GAGCGAACAAAUCCCAGACAAAUCUCUCUUCUGCUUGUCCAUCUACGCCAACCCAAAAAUCACAUCCUCCCCCGGCAUGGCCCUCCCUGGCACAGAGACGAUUCGGUUUCGCCGUCCUACCGCGGGUCCAAAUGCGGUAGCCCAGUCGACGCAGGCGCCCAAGAAAGACGAGUUUGGAUCGAUGGCACCUGUAGGAUUCAAGGCGAGGCACCAAGGCUUGCUACAAGAUCAGAGCGGACGAAACCAGAGAGGUCCAUUUGUGCCCUCGUUGUCGCUUGCCGUUCGCCUGCUACUCCUCAUCAGAACAGCGGGCGCAAUGUAUAAUAUCAUUGCCGACUGUGACGAAGUGUUCAACUUCUUCGAGCCUCUCCACUACUUUCAGUACAACCACGGCUUCCAGACGUGGGAGCUCUCUCCGGAAUUCGCCGUGCGAAGCUGGGCCUAUAUUCUUUUACACUGGCCUCUGGCGCACCUCGGACCCCUUCUGUUGCGUCUCGGAAAGCGUCCCGCGUUCUUUGCCCUCAGAAUCUCCCUUGGCGCCAUCUGUUCGUUCUCUGAGGCCAAGUUCUACAGAACUGUUGUAGAAACUAUCAACGAGCGUGUGGGAAGGUACCUGCUCUUCAUCAUGAUGCUGAGUGCCGGCAUGAGCUUUGCCUCUGUCUCAUUCUUGCCGUCUUCUUUCACGAUGUACACAACUAUGCUCGCCUCGACCUUUUGGUUCCAACCGGCAACCUCCACCCCCCAGGGCGUGACCCGAACCUACCGGGCCACCUUCUUCUAUGCUCUUGGCGCGAUCGUUGGAUGGCCUUUCAGUGCGGCCUUGGGCAUUCCCCUUGUCUUUGAGCAACUCUUCCUGGGCGGCGGUGAGAUUGUUCCCGCGGCUGCUGUCAGUCAGUGGAGGACAAAGAGAUGGGACACCAUGGCCAAGGCGACUGCCUUUGCGGCUUGUAUAGCUAUUCCUGUGUAUUUGAUCGACUCUUGGGCUUAUGGAAAGUCCGUUCUUCCUACCCUCAACAUCAUCACGUACAAUCUUUUUAGCCCCUCCGGCUCUCCGGACCUCUACGGCACAUCUCCCUCGACCUUCUACUUGGCGAAUCUUUUCCUCAACUUCAAUUUCUUCCUCCCCCUUGCUCUGAUUUCUUUGCCUGCUUUGGCCGUGACAUACAAAUAUGAUUUCAGGAGACUGGGAAAGUCCCAGAGGAAGCCUGUCGAAGGCGAGACCAGUCCCUAUCUGCUUCUGGCUACGAGAUUGGCACCUUCCUACAUCUGGGGAGCCAUCUUGACCGCUCAGGCUCACAAGGAGGAGAGGUUCUUCUUCCCUGCAUACCCGCUCUUGUGUUUCAACGCGGCAGUGUCAAUCUAUCUGAUUCGAGGAUGGUUCGAGCAGAGCUACGUCUAUCUCACCAGGUCUCCAUACAGGGUAAGCUUCUGUCAUGCGGAAAAAACACGGCUGAUCUCUCCAAAGGCUAGCAAAUCUCAACUCUUCUCCAAUUUCACUCUCUUCACCAUCCUUUUCCCCUCCAUCCUCUCGCUCGGCCGAAUCGGAGCCAUGUAUCAAUUUUACCAUGCCCCAUUCGACAUUAUCCUCCACUUUCAAUACGAAACCCUCCCUGGUGUUCUCUCCGAGCUGGGGUACGAGCCUAUAGCUCCACCCAAGGAUUAUAAACAGUACAGUAACGAGGAGUUUGACAUUCAGUGGGACCUUUCACCUCUGCAAGAUUUGGAGGAGCCCAUCACUCUCUGCUACGGGUCGGAGUGGCAUCGAUUCCCUGGGUCUUAUUUGAUUCCCGAGGGUAUCCAGACCUACUGGAUCCAGUCAGAGUUUGAUGGCAUGAUGCCUAGGAAGUGGGAAGAGAGCGCGGCGAAAAGUGGCAGAUGGCCUAGGAGCGAGACUAGGGUCAUCAGAGAAGGCCGGUUCAACGGCGAGAACAAGGCUUCGGCCGAGCCUGGAACCUUUGUCGACCCCAGCGAGUGCACCUAUCUGGUAGCCCUCUCCCUCCCUUCAGCCACCCCCUCCGAGUUGGAGCCAGACUGGGUAGUCCACCCCGACUUUGAAGCUGAAUUCUGUACUCCUUUCUUGGACGCUGCAUCUUCCAAAUGGUGGUCCCGUUUGAUCUGGCUUCCAGGUGGGCUGUUGGAAAGCGGGAGAGUUUAUGGCAACUAUUGCUUGAUGCGGCGCUCAGGCAAGUAGAAGAGUUCCAGCGAGUUUUGUGAAUUUUGUCAAGCGCAACUAUAAGUAGCAAUCAUCAAUUUACGUCUGCAUUUUCCUGCAUGCAUGAACCUAUAGAGAAUG
Molecule: messenger RNA, 2293 nt
Organism: Cryptococcus amylolentus CBS 6039
Lineage: Eukaryota; Fungi; Basidiomycota; Tremellomycetes; Tremellales; Cryptococcaceae
Exons: 7
Coding region: 77-2191 (704 amino acids)
Biological process (GO): protein N-linked glycosylation
Cellular component (GO): endoplasmic reticulum membrane
Molecular function (GO): alpha-1,2-mannosyltransferase activity
Source: RefSeq, a predicted model, not a curated record